Passer domesticus (house sparrow) is the source of this 1024-nucleotide messenger RNA. Its product is annotated as complement factor B-like protease. Gene Ontology annotation, biological process: response to bacterium; complement activation. Gene Ontology annotation, molecular function: serine-type endopeptidase activity. NCBI's taxonomy places the organism in Eukaryota, Metazoa, Chordata, Aves, Passeriformes, Passeridae. The annotation marks the transcript as partial. The record is from RefSeq and is a predicted model, not a curated record. Gene Ontology annotation, cellular component: extracellular region; classical-complement-pathway C3/C5 convertase complex; extracellular exosome. The transcript is spliced from 7 exons.
AUGGCCGGAGCUCUGCUGGCGCUGCUGCUGCUGCUGCUGCCCCCCCCGGGGCUCGGUCAGUGCCCCCUCGGCGCCCCCGCCCCCCUCGGAGCCCCCCCCCCGCUGCGACCCCUCCCUGGCGCCCAUCGAGGGGGGGCGGGGGAGCUGGUGGGGGGAGGGGAGGUGCUGCUCUACCGCUGCCCCCCCGGCAGCGCCCCCUCCCCCACCGCCCUGCGCCGCUGCGGCCCCGACGGAGCCUGGGACCCCCUGCCCGGGGGGGGGGCGGCGGGACCCCCCCGCUGCCAAGCCGUGUGGUGCCCGGGCCCGCUGGAGUUCGAGCACGGCUGGUUCUUCCCGCGGGGGGGGCGGCACCCCCCGGGCUCGGUGCUGCGCUACGGCUGCGCGGGGGGGUUCAGCCUCCGGGGCCCCCCCGAGCGCCGCUGCGGCCCCGGGGGGCGCUGGGAGGGGCCCGACCCCGUCUGCGACGAUGGAUCCGGUGACUGCCCCGCCCCGGCCGUUCCCCCGGGGGGCUCCAUGGAGGGGUCCCGGGCCCGGUUCUCGGUGGAGGGCGUGGUUCGGUUCCGGUGCCGCCCGGGGCUGCAGCUCGUGGGCUCGGCCGAGCGCCGCUGCCUCGAGGGGGGCGCGUGGAGCGGCACCGAGCCCCGCUGCCGAGUCCCAAAUUCCUUCGACACCCCCGAGGACGCGGCCGAGGCGUUCCUGGCCUCCCUGACCCAGACCGUGGAGGCGGCCGAGGCCAACCGCAGCCAGGAGGCCACGGCCAAGCGGCGGAUCCGGCUGGAGGCGGGCGCGGCGCUGAACGUGUUCCUGGUGCUGGACGCCUCGCGCAGCGUGCACGCGCAGGACUACGAGAACGCGCGCCACGCCCUGGCCGAGCUCGUGGAGAAGAUCGCCAGCUAUGGGGCGGCCCCGCACUACGGGCUGGUGACGUUCGGCUCCGAGCCCCGCGUGGUUCUCAGCCCCACCGAGCCCAACGCCACCGACGCGGCCGCGGUGCGGGAGCGAUUGCGGGGGCUGCGCCUGGACG